Messenger RNA from Tarenaya hassleriana, 684 nucleotides. RefSeq names its product glutathione S-transferase U13-like. NCBI's taxonomy places the organism in Eukaryota, Viridiplantae, Streptophyta, Magnoliopsida, Brassicales, Cleomaceae. Gene Ontology annotation, cellular component: cytoplasm. The record is from RefSeq and is a predicted model, not a curated record. The coding region runs from base 1 to 684 and encodes 227 amino acids. Gene Ontology annotation, molecular function: glutathione transferase activity. The transcript has 2 exons. Gene Ontology annotation, biological process: glutathione metabolic process.
AUGGCUAGCGACGGCUCCAGUGGCGUGAAGCUGCUGGGCACUUGGUCGAGCCCAUUCGUGGUGAGGGCACGAGUAGCUCUCCACCUAAAGUCCGUGACUUACGAGUACGUGGAAGAAGCAAUGCUCAACUCAAAGAGCGAACUUCUCCUAAAAUACAACCCCAUCCACAAGAAAGUACCUGUCCUCAUCCAUGACGACAAACCCAUCUGCGAAUCCCUCAACAUUGUUCAGUACAUCGACGAGACCUGGCUCUCCGGUCCAGCUCUCUUCCCGACCGAUCCCCACGACCGGGCCAUGGCUCGAUUCUGGGGUCAGUACAUCGACACACAGUGCUUUGCAGCGAUUAACGGAGUUGCAGUAGCGAAAGAUGAGGAGGGGAGGAAGGCUGCGGCGGCGAAUCUGGACGAGUGUUUAGGGAAAUUGGAGGAAGCGUUUGAGAAGUGCAGUAAAGGCAGAGACUUUUUCGGAGGUGACAGUAUGGGAUUCGUAGAUAUUGCUUGGGGUUCCAUAUUGGGACCUCUCUGGGUUAUCGAGAGAUUUUCUGGCGUCCAGUUUCUCCGGCAAGACAAAACUCCCGGUCUUGUCCGAUGCUCGGAGAGUUUCUGCGCCCACGACGCCGUCAAGGCGUACAUGCCCACCGUUGAAAAGCUCACUGAGUACGCCAUAAAAAAAUUCAAUCUCUAG